ACCUCUGUAGUCUGCGCGGCUUAGAAAAGAUUCUACAAAGGAGGAAAAAAAACCUUUCGAGGGCUUAUUUUGUUAAAAAAAAUCAUCAUUAUUAUUUUUGUUUAGUCAUUUGUUUGUACAGGACGCCUAGAGAAAACGUGGAACUUGACUCCAGCGCAGCUUCUCAAUUGAAAGGGACUUGUACCCCCUCAAUAGCUGUUGUCCCGUGUUUGGGCAAAACAGGUGGACUACUACUGUUCACACGCAGAGACGCGCACACUCAGCCAGACCUCAGGGGAAGGUUCAAAACCAGCCAGAGGUCCCAAGAGGCAGACGAAGGUCACGGAUCUCAAGUUUGUUGGGAAAAGAAGAAAAUUUACCUUCCUGUUCUGGGGGGGGGGUCUUCCCUGUUUCCUCCUUAGUCUAGUUUUUCAUUGCAUGUAAAGAGGCGUCUGUUGGUCUCUCUCUGCACGUGCUCAUCUCGCCUUUUUUCCCUGCUGGCGGAGAGGGGGACCCCGAACGUUCGAAUGCAUUUGUCACUAGAUACCAUGAGCAUGGUGGACGACAGCUGCCUCUCGCCGGGAAACUUCCACGAGAUGGUGAAGGCAGGGGGGGCCUCGGCGGGGGGCCGCGUGCACAGCAUCGACGUCAUCCUGGGCUUCAGCAAGGACCAGGACCCCCUGCUCAACCCUACAGGGGCCCCUGGAGCCCAGAAGGCUGGCGUAGAGAGUCUGGGGGACCCGGGAAAGCCAGAUGCAUCUCACCCCUAUGGGCACCUGCCCCCUCUGAGAGAUGGCCCCGACCAGGCCAGUUUUCAUGACUCCAGCCUCUUCUCCAACAAGUGCGAGGGGGAGCUGAGCGAGCUGCACAAGACCAUGGAGCGAGACGGCCCGUCCCCCGAGCCCCUGGAGGAGGAGCAGCAGCCCAAGAAGAAGCACCGGCGCAAUCGCACCACCUUCACCACCUACCAGCUGCACGAGCUGGAGCGCGCCUUCGAAAAGUCCCACUACCCGGACGUGUACAGCCGCGAGGAGCUGGCCAUGAAGGUCAACCUGCCUGAAGUCCGCGUGCAAGUGUGGUUCCAGAACCGGAGAGCCAAGUGGCGACGUCAGGAGAAGAUGGACGCCAGCACCAUGAAGCUGCACGACUCGCCCAUGUUGUCCUUCAACCGGCCCCCCAUGCCCAGCAAUGUGGGGCCGAUGGCCAACUCCCUCCCCCUGGACCCCUGGCUCACGUCUCCCCUCUCCAGUGCCACGCCUGUGCACAGCAUCCCGGGGUUCAUGGGCCCCACGCAGGGCCUGCAGCCCGGGUACCCCAGCCACAGCUUCCUCAACACCCCCCCUCCCAUGGGCCAGGGCAUGCAGCCCAUGGCACCCCCACCCUACCAGUGCCCCGCCACCUUCACUGACAAAUACCCCCUGGAGGAUGUGGACCAGAGGAGCUCCAGUAUCGCCUCCUUAAGGAUGAAAGCCAAGGAGCACAUUCAGUCUAUGGACAAAACAUGGCAACCCAUCUGACGAACUGGAGAAAGUCUCCUCCAGGGAAGAAGCACAGGAGACAAAAAAGACAACUCUUGAAUUUUUCUUUUCUACAGUGUCAACAGUUAUUUUGUGAAGCUCGGUGACGAAGUACACGGGCUCCUCCCGACACAAAAUCGGUGAAGAAAUGCUGGCUUUUUUUUCAGGGUCCCUACACCUCACCUCCACGCACUCUCUGUCUGUGGCUCAGCCUGCGAGCGAAGGAGCUUGGCACCCCGAUUUGUUCGUGAUGAUGAUUGUUGGCGAAGUUGUCCUUGGUACCACGUCAGCCCCAUAGGACAUCUGCGCUACACAAUUGACAGCCUGAAAGGUAAGGGAUUUGAACUGUGCAAACACUCAAGAGGAGGUGCCUGUUAAUUCUGGGAGAGAACUGGACUUUGCUCAUGAAAAGGGUUGCUUUAGAUUAAAGGCUUUUCACCUUACUGCUCUCAUACUACAUGGCCUGGGAGCUACGCAAACCUGCUUCUGCAAACUAAAUGCAUUUUUCUGAUGCAACACGGCUCUCGCAGAUGAUCUCAGCAGCAAUCUGGAAAUGGGGAUAUUCUAUCCUGGUCAUGAUAUGGGACUGGUUGAUGUCAGUUAGCCUUGUUUAAAUGCAUCGCCAUUUGAAAAAAAAUGUCCAAAGAUUGAUGGGGUCUCAUGUUCAUAAAAAGGGCAUGGUGAGGGGUGUGUGUCAUAUAUGAUUAGAUAACUAUUACAGGCAGACAAGAAGUUAAUUUUU
This is a messenger RNA of Lepisosteus oculatus (spotted gar), 2238 nucleotides long. It is a transcript of the gene rx1, whose product is annotated as retinal homeobox gene 1. Gene Ontology annotation, molecular function: DNA-binding transcription factor activity, RNA polymerase II-specific; RNA polymerase II cis-regulatory region sequence-specific DNA binding. NCBI's taxonomy places the organism in Eukaryota, Metazoa, Chordata, Actinopteri, Semionotiformes, Lepisosteidae. The record is from RefSeq and is a predicted model, not a curated record. Gene Ontology annotation, biological process: positive regulation of transcription by RNA polymerase II.